GAAGAGAAUGUCGAGCGCAGACACAUUUCCAAUGGGUUUUCAUUCUGUUCAUAUCACUUCAGUUUGCAAAAGCAUUCCAACAAGUUGCUGCCGCUCUAUCUCACAGUGUCUGUUUAUCUCGACGUUUGUUUUUCAACAGAGUUAACCGCUUUUUGCUUUCGCCGUGAAUAAAAACAAAAACACCAACGAGAUAACCCAAGUUAUUAUAAAGAGUCUCAGCUCAGUUUACCAAUUGAAUUUUUUAAAUAUAACAUUUUGGAAAUGUCAGCCGCCAAGAAAGUUUUGGUCUAUGGAGGCCGUGGAGCAUUGGGUUCAGCCUGUGUUUCGAAAUUCAAAGAAUUAAACUGGUGGGUCGGUAGUAUUGAUUUGAAUGCAAACGAUCAAGCUGAUGCCAAUAUUAUUGUUGACAAGGACGCCGGAUGGAUUGACCAAGAAACUUUGAUUCUGGAUCAAUUGCAAGGAUUAUUGAAUUCCAAUCAACUUGAUGCUGUUAUUUGCGUUGCGGGUGGAUGGGCAGGUGGAAAUGCAGAAAAGGAUUUGGCCAAAAAUUGCGAACUCAUGUGGAAACAAAGUGUUUGGUCUUCAAGUAUAUCAGCUUCAAUAGGCUCUCGCUUUUUGAAGUCAGGUGGUUUACUAACAUUAACUGGAGCGGAUACGGCUUUGAAAGGCACACCUGGUAUGAUUGGCUAUGGGUUGGCCAAGGCUGCAGUGCAUCAACUAACCAAAUCACUGGCAGCUCCUGCUUCUGGUUUGCCAGAAAACUCGUUGGUUGUUUCCAUUUUACCAAUAACGCUUGACACUCCUAUGAACCGCAAAUGGAUGCCGAAAGCAGAUUUCUCGACAUGGACUCCGUUGGACUUUAUUGCAGAAACAUUUGCAAAGUGGACCGAUGGAGAUGAGCGACCAAAAAAUGGCUCUCUAGUUCGUCUUGUUACCAAAGACAAUAAGACAGCCCUGCUGGCUGACAUUUAGUCGUUGUUUUCUUCGCAUGAAGCUUUUAUAUAUUAACUAUAUUCGGUCGGAAAAUUUCUUGAAUUUAAUUGUUGCUGAAUAAAACAUAUGAAAAGUCACUAAGUUUCAUGCUCAAAACCAAUUUGAUAUCAUCUUUACAGGAUUUGAAUUGUAUACAAUACAAUAUUUUGUUAUUUUCACAAUUUUUGUAACAAUGUAUCUUUUUUUUAUCAAAUAAAGGCACAUUUAUCGCUUCA
Sitodiplosis mosellana (orange wheat blossom midge) is the source of this 1208-nucleotide messenger RNA. RefSeq names its product dihydropteridine reductase (gene Dhpr). NCBI's taxonomy places the organism in Eukaryota, Metazoa, Arthropoda, Insecta, Diptera, Cecidomyiidae. Bases 262 to 972 code for a protein of 236 amino acids. The record is from RefSeq and is a predicted model, not a curated record. Gene Ontology annotation, molecular function: 6,7-dihydropteridine reductase activity; NADH binding; NADPH binding. The transcript has 6 exons. Gene Ontology annotation, cellular component: cytoplasm. Gene Ontology annotation, biological process: tetrahydrobiopterin biosynthetic process; L-phenylalanine catabolic process.